AUGGAGAACGAAAACCUAGAACCGGGGACCGAUUUAGGCCUUGCACUGGGGUGUUCCGGUUACACGAUCGCGAGAAGGACCAGCAAUGAUCUCGGUGCAGGUGCAAAUGCAGCUUCAAGUAUCAUCGUGAAUUUCGUGGCCGCCGAUCCCUUGUCCGAAAUAGUUUGGUCUCCACACAGAGGUCUCUGUCUCAAAUGUACCGAAUGCAGCUUUUUGGACAAUGAACAUUCCCUUCUCCGGGCUGCAGGAGCGAGUAAUAUGGUGAAUCAGCAAACCAAUACAUCCUCCUCUACAUUCCUUGAUCUGAAUGCUAAAGUUUUAGACAUGGACUACUUGGACAAAUCGGCCGGAGAUAACGAUGGCAUCCGGUUGUGCCAUGAGCCACAGAUCGAUAAUGACGAUUCUUUACAAGAAGUGGCACGAAUCGAGUCUUUAUUCGAUGAUCCCGCAAAUGAAGUCGGAGAUGUCGGUCAUCAGACUUGGUUGGCACGGAUGGAGAUGGUUUUGGCAUCUGAAGUUCAAACCAACAAUGAGUGUGGAGCAUCUGGACCUCCAGAGAACAAAUUGACUUCUGCUGAAGCUGAAAAGGACUAUGAGCACCAUGAGGGGAUACAAUCAUGCAGAAGAAAAGGAAAGGAAAAAACUUUAUCUGAUGGAGAUGUUAAAGGGAUGAUGUCGAAAGCCGAGGUCGAUGACAGCGACGAGAGUGUUGAAAGUUGUAACAGUGCUGCAUUAUUCUCUACAGGCAAAAGACGGAAGGGCUUUGAGCAAGAGUUGAUUGUUGGGAGCAAAAGAGUGAAACAAGAUAGUCCCUUCAUGAACUGGAUAUCAAAUAUGAUGAAAGGGUUCUUGAAAGCGAAAGACGAAACGCCCUCUCUUAUGCUUACUGCUGCAAAUACCAAUAAGGCACACGGGAGUGCCAUCGAGAAUCUUGAUGCAAGCAAUACGAAACGAGAUCCGGGGUGCGGAAGUUCGGUUUCCAAUCUGUUUUUCACACCAAGGGUAGGUCCGAGUAAGAGAAGUAACGAGGAAAAUAUUGCACAGAAUACGAGUUCGAACAAUUUGCCUGUGGAUGUGAUGAAGAAAAAGCAAGCACUAGUUCUUCUUUAG
This is a messenger RNA of Hibiscus syriacus, 1110 nucleotides long. RefSeq lists its product as uncharacterized. The transcript is spliced from 4 exons. The record is from RefSeq and is a predicted model, not a curated record. Bases 1 to 1110 code for a protein of 369 amino acids. Lineage: Eukaryota; Viridiplantae; Streptophyta; Magnoliopsida; Malvales; Malvaceae.